CCUCGUCCUCUGUAUUCCCAGGACUGUCCAGAGGAGAAGGUCCCAGAGAAUCCUCAGAUGACAAAUCAGGGGGAAGAUCUGACCAUUAUUAAAGUGGAAGAUGAAGAUGAGUGGAUGAUGGACGAUCCUCCUUGCAAGACUGAGGUGGAGGAGGACAUUCCAGGAGAUGUCACCACAGAAAAUCCCGUUAAGAAUUCUGCAGAAAACUACAUGUUAUCACUAAAUUAUAAAGCAGAAGAUGAAGAUAUCAUGCAGCGCUCUUCGGGAGAAAACUUUUAUGUAUAUCCAAGACUUCACAGGACAUCUCUAGUAUAUAAUCCCAUUCAUCAUGAGGAACCUUCUCAUGACCAAUCACAGAUUGUUUCCACAAGUAAAGGUCAGAAAGGGGGUGAAAUGUUUCACUAUGGUAAUGAGUUUGCAAAAAUAUCAAGUCUUUCUACACACCGAAUUCACAGAGGGGGAAAGCCAUACUCUUGUUCAGAAUGUGGAAAGUGCUUUACAAACAAAUCACAUCUUGUUUUACAUUUGAGAUGUCACACAGGAGAGAAGCCAUAUUCAUGUUCAAAAUGCUGGAAAUGCUUUACAGAUAAAUCAAAUCUUGUUAAACAUGAGAGAAUUCACACAGGGGAGAAACCAUAUUCAUGUUCAGAAUGUGGGAAACGUUUUAUAGAUGCAUCAAGUCUUGGUACACAUAAGAGAAUUCACACAGGAGAGAAGCCGUAUUCAUGUUCACUUUGUGGGAAAUGUUUUACACAGAAAUCAAAUCUUGUUAAACAUCAGAAAUUUCACACCGGAGAGAAGCCAUAUUCAUGUUCAGAAUGUGGGAAAUGUUUUACAGACAGAUCAAGUCUUGUUACACAUGAGAGAAUUCACACAGGAGAGAAACCGUAUUUAUGUUCAGAAUGUGGGAAAUGUUUUACACAUAGGUCAAGUCUUGUUUCACAUCAGAGAAGUCACACAGGAGAAAAGCCAUAUUCAUGUUCAGAAUGUGGGAAAUGUUUUACAGGAAGAUCACAUCUUGUUACGCAUGAGAGAAAUCACACAGGAGAGAAGCCAUAUUCAUGUUUAGAAUGUGGGAAAAUGUUUACAGGAAAAUCACGUCUUGUUACACACGAAAGAAUUCACACAGGAGAAAAGCCAUUUUCAUGCUCAUAAAGUGCAUAUUUAUUUGCACUCAAAUGGAUGAGGAAAGUACAAUUUAUUUAUUUUUUAAUUGAGUACCCC
Bufo gargarizans (Asiatic toad) is the source of this 1224-nucleotide messenger RNA. RefSeq names its product gastrula zinc finger protein XlCGF17.1-like. NCBI's taxonomy places the organism in Eukaryota, Metazoa, Chordata, Amphibia, Anura, Bufonidae. The record is from RefSeq and is a predicted model, not a curated record. Bases 58 to 1155 code for a protein of 365 amino acids. Gene Ontology annotation, molecular function: RNA polymerase II cis-regulatory region sequence-specific DNA binding; DNA-binding transcription factor activity. The transcript has 3 exons. Gene Ontology annotation, biological process: regulation of transcription by RNA polymerase II.